AUGCCUGUGGGCGGACGGGUCGCAGGCAAAGUCGGGAUUUACAGCUCCCAUUAUAAUGGGAAAGGCUACAGUGGUAUUAACGAGGAGAUCAUGUGGAUCAGCAUCGGCAUGGGGAUCACGAUCGCUGUGCUGAUCACCAUAGCGCUAUGCUACAUCGCGCGAGAGAAGUGUCGGAAACGACACGAAGGCUACUACGCCUCCUGA
Messenger RNA from Eufriesea mexicana, 204 nucleotides. RefSeq lists its product as uncharacterized. The transcript has 2 exons. The coding region runs from base 1 to 204 and encodes 67 amino acids. NCBI's taxonomy places the organism in Eukaryota, Metazoa, Arthropoda, Insecta, Hymenoptera, Apidae. The record is from RefSeq and is a predicted model, not a curated record.